Gorilla gorilla gorilla (western lowland gorilla) is the source of this 4457-nucleotide messenger RNA. It is a transcript of the gene ZBED3, whose product is annotated as zinc finger BED-type containing 3. The transcript has 2 exons. Bases 154 to 858 code for a protein of 234 amino acids. Lineage: Eukaryota; Metazoa; Chordata; Mammalia; Primates; Hominidae. Gene Ontology annotation, biological process: regulation of transcription by RNA polymerase II. The record is from RefSeq and is a predicted model, not a curated record. Gene Ontology annotation, molecular function: DNA binding.
CAGCGCUGUGUCUUUAAGGGGCACGCGCGGAGGUUUUCCGUCCGGGACAAAAUGUCAGCGAGGCGCCUGGAGGGGGAUCUACCAUCCCGGACUCCCGACCCGCCGCCGGCUCCGGCCGCGUUUCCCGGGUAAAGGGCGUGCGGGCGCCGCAGAAUGAGGAGUGGCGAGCCGGCCUGCACCAUGGACCAGGCCCGCGGGCUGGACGACGCGGCGGCGCGGGGCGGUCAAUGUCCGGGACUGGGGCCGGCGCCGACGCCGACGCCUCCCGGCCGCCUGGGGGCGCCAUACUCCGAGGCCUGGGGCUACUUCCACCUGGCGCCGGGGCGCCCCGGGCAUCCGUCGGGCCACUGGGCCACCUGCCGUCUGUGCGGGGAGCAGGUGGGCCGCGGCCCGGGCUUCCACGCGGGGACCUCGGCGUUGUGGAGGCACCUGAGGAGCGCGCACCGGCGGGAGCUGGAGAGCAGCGGCGCCCGGAGCUCCCCACUUGCCGCGCCCUGCCCGCCGCCGCCCGGUCCCGCUGCGGCCCCCGAGGGCGACUGGGCGCGCCUGCUGGAACAGAUGGGCGCGCUGGCCGUGCGCGGCAGCCGGCGGGAGCGGGAGCUGGAGCGGCGCGAGGCGGCCGUGGAGCAGGGCGAGCGCGCCCUGGAGCGGAGGCGGAGGGCGCUGCAGGAGGAGGAGCGCGCCGCGGCCCAGGCGCGCCGGGAACUGCAGGCCGAGCGGGAGGCGCUGCAGGCGCGGCUGCGGGAGGUGAGCCGCCGUGAGGGCGCCCUGGGCUGGGCCCCCGCUGCGCCGCCGCCGCUCAAGGACGACCCCGAGGGUGACAGGGACGGCUGCGUCAUCACAAAGGUCCUCCUGUAGGGGUGUGGCCACUUCCCCACCCCAGGACAGCGCUUCUCCGUCCAAUGCCAAUGCCUUCAGACCCCGCUGGGACCGAAGCCGUAACCGAAGCCAGGCCCGCAGCCGCUACUCACUCGGAAGCUCCAGCUAACUGUAGGACCUUCCACACCCUAAGGCUUCAGCUUGAGAAGCACUUCGAAGCCAGAGCAGAACCAAAACUCACUUCCAUGGGGUCACCGGGGGUGCCUGGGCGGCCUUUCGUGGGCAUGCACGCAAGGAAUUGGGGUGGCACACGGGACACCCGAGAGCUCCAGGAGCCCCGUGAACCCAGACCACCCAGUGCCAUGGCCACUUAGGGCUGGGAACCCGAACCUGGUGACUUUGAAAGGAUAGAGCUUCAUUCCAUACCAAAGACUUAUCACACCAUGUGCCUAUACACCCAGCAGCCCAAGGUGGAGGGUGCGUGGAAAUGAGAAAGCUUUUUACCCAAAAAAAAAAAAAGAGAGUUCCUAAUGCAUAAUCUGCCCAACAGCAAGUUCUGAAGGGUGGGGGAGGGACGUCCCCUCUAGUUUCCAUGACUGCUAUAGACCCGCAUCAUCUCUAGCCCUCAUCGGGGCAGUCCCAGAGCCCGCUCUUUUACUGCCUGUAUUAUUCAACCAAUACCAGGUGCACUCUGUCUCCCCUCGGCCAUCCUUCCCUUGCUUCAGACCUAAUGACAAGUGUGGCACAUAUGUCCACUUUCAGGCCUCACAUCUGCCACCUUAGCAAGACAUCACCUCAUCCCCUUGUCACUAGGAAGAGGGUUUCUUCCCCACAUGUCGUCAUAGUCCUCACCUCUGGGCUGAAGGGGAAAGCAUCCCUCCGCUUAAGGCCACAUCUACCUGUCAUUUUUCCAUCCCAUUCCUCUCCCACGUUUACUGGGUCUUUCCUCCUGUAGUAUUCCCCCUUUCGCUGUCUCAGUCCCUCCCUUUCCCCCAGGCUCUUCUUCCUCAGCAAUGUGCAGUCUCCCUUUCUUACUGAAAAGAAAGACUUAACCCAGAAGGGCCAACAAGUCCUGGCUGCCUAUCCUUCCUCCCCAGUUUUUACUCCCUCACUCUGGGUCAGUUUUCUUUUCUUUUUAUUUAUAUAUAUAUAUAAUACUUUAAGUUCUAGGGCGCAUGUCAGUUUUCUAUGCUUCACUGGACUAUUUCCAAGCUGCCAGAAUCUCUCAGUGACCAAAUAUGAUUAUCUAUUUGCAGCCUUCAUUUUGCUUAAUCUCUCCCUUGAAAUUGCUCUCUUGGUAGGUGGAUCCUGUUUUUCCUUCGAAGAAUUCCUUUUCCUGUUGCGUACUGGUUCCCAGUAUUUCCAUAGGCCUCUUUUUUUUCUCAUUUGUUUAUAUUGAAAAAUUCCACACAUCCAGAAAAAGUUGAAAGGCUAGCACAAUGAAUACUCAGAUACAUACUCUCCACUUGGAUUGAAUAGUUGUUAACAUUUUGCCAGAUUUACUAUUCUCUCCACCCCAUGCAUGUGUACAUAUGACAUUUCAACCCGAGUAUUACCACAUAGAUUUCCUGAGAACAAAGACACCGUUCUACAUGAUUACAUUAAGAUGAUCAUGCCUAAAAAUAUAAACAGUAACUUCUUUAUAGCCUCUAAUACAGAGCGCUUAAUACGUAUUCAACAAUUGUCUCCAGAAUGUUUGUCUUUAAAAACAACAACAACAACCAGGUCCCAUCAAGGUUCAUACAUUCUUUUGGUUUCACCUCUAGUCACUUUCAGUCUACAACAACCCCAACAUAUUUUCCCAUGAUACUUUUUGAAGCAUCCAGGCCAGCUGUCUUAGCAAAUGUCCUCUAUUCUGGAAGUGUCUGCUUAGGCCUAUGUCUACACUCCACUCGUGGCUCAUAUCCCUGCAGAGUUGUAAUCUCCUCUGGGCCAAGGACUCCUGAAUAUCUCCAGGCCGAGUGUUCUCCCCGGGCCUGGAGAAAACCUUCAUGCCCAAUCCCUUGCUGCAUGUCUCCACCCCUCCUUGCACAUCCUGCCUCUAUGAGCGGAAGAGGCAAAUCUACUCAACCCCGCAUCCCACCCCUCACCUGAUAACUAACAUUUACUGGGCACUAACAAUGUAUCAGGCACAUACUACACACUUAACAUGCAUUGCUUUCACAUACCAGCUCCAUGGUAACACUGCGCUGGCUUUACAGCUAAAGAAACUGAGCUAGAAAGGGGUUAACUAUCCUGUACAAGAUCACAGCUGGCCAGCAAUAGAGGUGGGAUCCCACUGCAGACAGUCUCCCCCACAGAUGCCAUGCUCCCACUGUACCACCAUGUACUGCUUCCUGAGAUCUCUGCUUCCUUCAGUCGACCCAGCUGACACCUGUUUCCUUCCUAACUCCAACUAAUUAAUUCCAGUUAAUGGAAUUGACUGGAAUUAGUGACAUUAAUAUUUACUGAGCAUUCCCCAUGUGUCAUCAGAGCUGUGCUAAAUGCUUUACAAGAAUAAUUACCUGCCAUAAAGCAACCCUAUGACAUAGGUGCUACUAUGCCCAUUUUGUAGAUGAGACAGGUUCAGGGGAGUUAGUAUCACCUUCAAGUCAUACAGUGGCUAAGAAUCUGUAUGGGGUUUGAACUGUGGUCUCGCUGAAUGCUGGGCGCCUGCUCUGCUAAGUCUAUUUCUACAAAACAUUGCACUGCCUUCCUAUUGCCUGCCAAGCUCAGGGUCCAUUUAUCAUGCAUCUUCCCAUCCUUGUCUCCCCCAGCUGUCCCUUACCUGAGUCACAAUUUCGCCAAAGCCAAAGGGAUUGUCCUAAGCCAAUGUUGAUUUAUUAUAUCACUCUUCCUGCUCAAAAGCCCCCAAGAUCACCUAUCAAUCACCUACUUAUUAGAGUGCAAGCUUUGACUCUGUCACCUGACAUUCAAGUCCCCCUCUGCCCCCAUGCCAGUCUUAUCCCCUCCCCUACAUAUGCCCUAUCCUGCAGCCAAAUUGGACUCUGUUCUUCCUGACAAGACCUGGUAUUGGCAUCUCUAUGCCUCAGUUUGCCUUCCCUCCACUUUAAAAAGCCUCUUCAGUCUCGAUACAAAAAACAUCCCACACAUGUUCUAAAACCAUGCUUUCCUUGAUUUCUCCUCAUGUCAAGACAUUUCUUACUUCUCUAGUCUCCUACCAUUUUGUGCCUCACAACCCUCAGGACAGGCCAGCUAGUGUAUGGCUGUGGGUUUUUAUCUCACCUCCCCUGCCUGACCCUGAUCCCUUGUGGGGAGUAUACUCACCCUACUCCUACAGUGCCUUGCAUUCCGUAGCUGCUCAGUACAUUAACCCAUUCAAUGUCUUUAAGAUUUUUACAAGUUAGUUUUCCUGUAAUUACUAAUCAUUUAUCUUUAAUUCUGAGUAAAAUUCACAACAACAAAUAAAAGGAAAUAGUAAUAAUUUUUUAAGCUGUUUAGUCAAUAAAGAUUUAAUGUGUCAGUUAUUGGACUGUUUGGUUUGAAGCCAAUCAACCAUUCUGGUAUGUAAAUCUACUUUUUUAUUAUACAAGUAACACAAAAUGUAUUGCCUCAGUCGAGCAAGAAGAACAGAAAAAAACAACACCCCAAAAUCCUGUCACCUCUGUAAAACUGCUAUUAAUUAACAUUUUAAUAUA